Messenger RNA from Chanos chanos (milkfish), 1665 nucleotides. It is a transcript of the gene ppp1r16b, whose product is annotated as protein phosphatase 1, regulatory subunit 16B. Gene Ontology annotation, biological process: regulation of sprouting angiogenesis; establishment of endothelial barrier. Gene Ontology annotation, cellular component: cytoplasm. Bases 46 to 1665 code for a protein of 539 amino acids. The transcript has 10 exons. NCBI's taxonomy places the organism in Eukaryota, Metazoa, Chordata, Actinopteri, Gonorynchiformes, Chanidae. Gene Ontology annotation, molecular function: myosin phosphatase regulator activity; enzyme inhibitor activity; protein binding. The record is from RefSeq and is a predicted model, not a curated record.
UGCCUGCCCAAACCUUUCCCCUGUGUCCGUCCUGCUGGCUGCAACAUGGCUAACCACAUGGAGCUCCUCAGAGAGCUCCAGCAGCUGGACAAGGGCCCGAGUCUGGAGCGGCUCAGGGCAGCCCAGAAACGUCGAGCUCAACAGCUCAAACGCUGGGCUGCCUACGAGAAGGAGAUGCAAAGCAAGAAGCGCAAAACCGAAAAGCGGCGUGGUAACGACACCCAUGGAAACGGCUCUGAAAAUCACAAGCGUGUCUCCUUCGCUGCGAGCGUGGCCCUGCUGGAGGCAUCGGCCAGGAACGACCCAGAGGAAGUGCGUUAUCUGCUGAGGAAUAAUGUGAGUCCCGACCUGUGUAACGAGGAUGGACUGACAGCGCUGCAUCAGUGUUGUAUAGAUAACUACCAGGAGAUUGUGAAGAUUCUGUUGAACAGAGGGGCCUGUGUGAACGCUCAGGAUAAUGAACUGUGGACACCCCUGCAUGCUGCAGCCACCUGUGGACACACUGACCUUGUCCAGAUUCUCAUUCAGCAUGGAGCAGAUCUGUUAGCUGUCAAUUCUGAUGGAAACAUGCCCUAUGACCUGUGUGAAGACGACCCCACCCUUGACAUCAUAGAGAACGCUAUGGCCAGUCGAGGCAUCACCCAGGAGAUGAUAAAUGAAACAAGAGCAUCGGUGGAGCACAGGAUGAUAGAAGAUAUCCAGAACAUUCUACGACAUGGAGAGGAUGUGAACCAGCAAGACUCACAGGGUGCCACACUGCUCCAUAUAGCGGCAGCCAAUGGCUACGUCCAGGCUGCAGAGCUGCUGCUAGAGGCGGGAGCGAGGACAGACCUCAGGGACUCUGACAGCUGGCAACCACUGCACGCUGCAGCCUGCUGGGGACAGAUUCACAUAGCCGAGCUGCUGGUGUCUAAUGGUGCCAGUCUAAACACGAAAACAUACAUGGAGGAGACACCUAUAGACUUGUGUGAAGAUGAGGAGUUCCGGAACCUACUCUUGGAUCUCAAGCACAAGCAUGACAUAAUCAUGAAGUCACAACUGAAGCACAAGACGUCUCUGUGUCGCCGCACGUCCAGCGCUGGCAGUCGUGGGAAGGUUGUGAGGAGGGCUAGUCUGUCAGACAGACACAACCUCUGCCGUAAGGAGUAUGAGACAGAAGCCAUUGUCUGGAGAGGGGAGAGAGAGGAGGCGGACAGAGAGAAAGAGUCUGAGCAGGAGAGCAGCCAUUCAGUGAAGCCUGGACCUCUUAAACCUCUGAAGGAGGGGACCAAACAGAAUGGCUCUGUUUCUGCCACAGCGUCCAGUGCCACCCAGUUAACCACCAGUGGAGAGACUUUAAGCUCUGACUCCUGCAGUCUCUCACCCACCUCCCCGUCAGAGGAGUCCCGGCCAAAGGAGCGUGCACAGACGCUUUCUGAACUCAAAAAGCAGCGCGCAGCUGCCAAACUGCUCAACCACCCUUUACUCAAUGGUCACCUAAGCAACGGGUCCACGAGCUCCAGCGAACGUAAGGACAGCCCAGAUGACCCCAGCAUGCCCCUGGUGUCAUCCAAUGGCUGCACUGUUUACUUCACUCCCGCCAGUGGGGACCCGCCUCUCCUCAAACUGAAACAGCCAGUGGACGAGGCAGUCCCCAAGGAUCACAGAUGCUGCUGUGUUUCAUAG